GCAGCGCAGAAUGAGCCACGUCACUCAAAAGCGGUGCCACAUCCCCGGGACUCUUACCUUUGCAGCAGCCCCCGAGUUGGUGCGCUCUGUCUGUCUGUCUCUCCGCGUUAAAAAAAAAACAAAAAGAGAGAUGAUCCUGAUGACUAUGAUCGCCCGGGUGGCGGACGGGCUGCCCCUUGCCGCCUCCAUGCAGGAGAACGAGCAGUCGGGCCGGAAUCUACAGGAAUAUCAAAACCAGGCCAAGCAGCUCUUCCGGAAGCUGACGGAACAUUCUCCGACACGAUGCACCCUGGAGACGGGACUUCUGAUGUUUCACUACCUGAUAGACCGAGGCGUCUGCUACCUGGUGCUGUGCGAGGGGAACUACUCCAAGAAGAUGGCCUAUGCCUUUCUGGAUGACCUGCAGGCGGAGUUCAGCGAGCUCUACAUUAAGAAGGUGGCCACCGUCUCCAGGCCCUACGUUUUCAUCGAAUUCGACACCUACAUUCAGAAGCUGAAGAAGUCGUACAGUGACUCGUGGUCCCGACGCAAACUGGGCUCCAUUAACAGCGAGCUUCACGAUGUCCAGAGGAUUAUGGUGACCAACAUCGAGGAGGUACUGCAGCGAGGGGAGGCGCUCUCGGCCCUGAACACCAAAGCGAGUAACCUGUCCAGCCUGUCCAAGAAAUACCAGCAUGAUGCCAAAGAGCUCAACUCCAGGUCACGCUUCACCAAGGUGGCAGCCACUGGCAUCUGCCUCUUCAUGGUGAUGCUUUACUUUUGGUGGUUGUGACCGGCAUCACUCAAGAUGGGUGGACGGACACGGCGGCAACUCUGGAACCAAGUAACAUGGACCUUUUAACCGGGAAAGUUCUGGAACACUAACAAACUGUACCGUCGACUGACAAUGUAAAAAUGACUCUAUUGUA
Molecule: messenger RNA, 908 nt
Organism: Carcharodon carcharias (great white shark)
Lineage: Eukaryota; Metazoa; Chordata; Chondrichthyes; Lamniformes; Lamnidae
Product: vesicle-trafficking protein SEC22b-like
Exons: 5
Coding region: 11-772 (253 amino acids)
Biological process (GO): endoplasmic reticulum to Golgi vesicle-mediated transport; retrograde vesicle-mediated transport, Golgi to endoplasmic reticulum; vesicle fusion with Golgi apparatus
Cellular component (GO): SNARE complex; Golgi membrane; endoplasmic reticulum membrane
Molecular function (GO): SNAP receptor activity
Source: RefSeq, a predicted model, not a curated record